AUGGCGACCCGUCAACGCCCGCGGCCACCCAUGCUGCUGCCGCUGCUGCUGCUUCUCGCCUCCGCCCUCCAGGGGCAGGCGUAUCCGCAACCACUGCCCGCCUACCAUGCGGACGAUAUGGGCAUCGGAGGCGAGGACGGAUACAGAGCGGCGCAGAGCCCUGUGGGGUUCCCGCCGAACUUCUUCCUGCCUUCGGCGUUUGGCCCAGGCUUGUUCCAGCCGCAGCGGCAGACAGACCCCUUCGGGCUGCCGCCUGGGCAACCACUUCCGCCUCCAGGGCCGCCACCACCACCAUCAGCGCCAGCGCAGCCUCAAGCACCGCCCCCACCGCAGUCACCGCCACCGCCGCCUCCACAGCCAGACGGUCCUCCGCCACUGCCACCACUACCGCAGCCCCAGCCUCAGUUCCCACCCGGAGCUCAGUUUCCACCGUUUCCUCAGUGGCCACCGGGAGGGCAGUUCCCGCCGGGAGGCCAGUUCCCACCCAGCCUACCGUUCCCACCGGGAGGCCAGUUCCCACCCAGCCUACCGUUCCCACCUGGAGGCCAGUUCCCACCCAGCCUACCGUUCCCACCGGGAGCCCAGUUCCCACCAGUGAUGCCGCAGUUGCCUCCCGGCUGGCCUGCGACGGGGUCUGGGAACCCUCUGUCGGCGGUGCCGAUACUGUCGCCGGUCCCGACUGGGUUCGUGCCUCUCGGGUCGGGCCCCGUCCUGCCCAUGUCCCUGCCCCCGCAACAGCUGUCGGCGCCGCAGCUCCAACAACAGGCUCCUCAGCCGGCGCCGGGAGCGCGCUCUGUAGGCCCUGACCACGCGGAGCACUCCAGGUCGUCGCACCUCCUGGAGCCGGCGAAUCUCUUCAAGACUGCGCGCCACUGGCACCGCCCUCUCACCACGCUCGUGCUGCCGCCGCCCACCACCUACGUACCCAUGGAUAUUCGUGCAACAUCUACCCUAUGGAGCAGUGGAGGCGUGAGCGCUGUAAAUACUUUCAUUUAG
Schistocerca serialis cubense is the source of this 996-nucleotide messenger RNA. Its product is annotated as basic proline-rich protein-like. Bases 1 to 996 code for a protein of 331 amino acids. The record is from RefSeq and is a predicted model, not a curated record. The transcript is spliced from 3 exons. Lineage: Eukaryota; Metazoa; Arthropoda; Insecta; Orthoptera; Acrididae.